AUGCAGCAUGUGCAGGCGCGACAAAGUAACAGUAGACUAUCUCUCGCUUCUACUACGCCCAAUUUGGAUCAACAGUCCACCAGAGAUUCUCAAGAGGUUCAUUUGCUGAUAGAUAGUGGUAGUCCCGCCCACCAGUCGGAGGAGCCGACGGAGGCAACUAGCUCAUCUCCGAUAGAGUUCAGGUCAGGAGUAGAUCAGUCUAAGCUAGAGGGGGCUAUCCCGGAGUCACCGGAACGGCAGCCUCUUUGCCCCUUGUUGCUACACCCCGAGUUCACCCUAUUAGGAAAUGUAGAUUGA
Molecule: messenger RNA, 297 nt
Organism: Parnassius apollo (apollo)
Lineage: Eukaryota; Metazoa; Arthropoda; Insecta; Lepidoptera; Papilionidae
Source: the annotation of a GenBank genome assembly